Molecule: messenger RNA, 531 nt
Organism: Trichoderma asperellum CBS 433.97
Lineage: Eukaryota; Fungi; Ascomycota; Sordariomycetes; Hypocreales; Hypocreaceae
Source: RefSeq, a predicted model, not a curated record
AUUUCAUUUUAAUAUUAUACAGAACCCUAUUACACGCACCCUGCACUCUGUCUUCCGAAGUGAAAUCUGCGCCUCUAAAUCUACGCUAUGCUUAAAAACCUCACAAUGAACAGAUCAGAGAAGCCUCUUCCUCUGACUCCGCAAACACAACAAAAGAUAUCUUCCGAAUUAUCACCGGCACCUCCGCCGCUCGAGAGGGAGCAAUGGGCAGCUGUGAACCAACAAAACAUAAAUUUAAAGCAGCAAAAUGAAACGUUGCGCUGCGCCUUGCGAAAGAAAAACGAAAGGAUUAUUCAGCUACAACAACAAAUGGCUGAAUACCAGCGUUACAUUACGCAACAGCAUGAAGAUUUUGCCCGGGUGACCCGGAAAGUUCAUUCGGCCUUUCAAGACUAUUAUUUUGCAUUAGAGAGCAGCAACAUCAGGGCUAUGGACGCGGAUCCAACGAAUGAGCCUGCCCCAGCAUGUGCGGCAUUUAGCGACAGCGAAGAAGACUUAAUUUAGCUGUUUUACGGAGAUGUUGACUAAAAU